CUACUACGGUACAAGUACUUCUGUGUCAGAUAGCAGAAGAUAUUGAAUAGUGAACCUCUCAUAGAUCUUUAUCGGCCGGAAGUAGCUGGGUCAAGAGCAGAGACCCGCAUAACAAUCAGAAACAAAMCAGAAAAGAGCAUCAGCAACAGCAAGUAGCAAGUAGCAAAAACAUGUCCACCUCGGUAACAUCCGCAAUGAGACGGGCUGCCACCCGCAACAUCCGCCAGCGUGCUAGUAGAACCAUUGCCAACGGCAAUUCCAGUUUUCACCAGUGUCGUUUAAUGGUGGCAGCACAGCACGAAUCCGUGRCACCGUCGUCUUCACGGUGCUAYGGAUCCGCUGCCAUCAACGAUGACAACGGCGGYAACAGCAGCUACGUCUCCCCCUUCCAGGAUAUUUUCGACACAAUCGACGAGGGCAAGACGUUUCUCGGGACGAAAGAAUUCCAGUWCCCGGAYGUGAAAUAUCUCAAGUGCGGGGUUCCCGAGCACCAACUGAAGUACAAAACCACAACCUAUGGAAGGCUCCUAGAGGAGCCCUUCGUGAGGCCGAACGAGCACCGGGUGAUUCUCCAGGUGGCCGUCCGCCACAUUCCCCUCACAGACGUGCAAAAGAUGGUGCUGAAAGAGAUUGUAGGCAACCGGCUCAACGACGAGACSGGAAUCCUCCAGCUGAGUUCCGCCCAAUUCGGAAGCCGCAUAGAGAAUAAGCGACAYGUCGUAUCUAUGCUGGAGCGCGCCGUGGAAUCUGCCAAGACCCUUGCAGCGAAGCUAGUAGACGAAGAGAAGAGAUCAACGAAUCUGGCGUAAGCACCGUGACCAGAGACGUUGAACACGGCGAAGAAUUCAAGUAAUCGCGGCGUGUCAGAACAAGAGUCUUUUUAUGCACGUAUGCGAACCAACAAAUUUCCCUUGUAAAUUUUUUGGCGAUGAGCUGUUUUGAAACCUACCUAUAAAAAUAUGAUUACUAU
Pseudo-nitzschia multistriata is the source of this 970-nucleotide messenger RNA. The record is from the annotation of a GenBank genome assembly. NCBI's taxonomy places the organism in Eukaryota, Bacillariophyta, Bacillariophyceae, Bacillariales, Bacillariaceae.